Molecule: messenger RNA, 20927 nt
Organism: Culex pipiens pallens (northern house mosquito)
Lineage: Eukaryota; Metazoa; Arthropoda; Insecta; Diptera; Culicidae
Product: histone-lysine N-methyltransferase 2C-like
Exons: 17
Coding region: 627-19892 (6421 amino acids)
Biological process (GO): positive regulation of transcription by RNA polymerase II
Cellular component (GO): nucleus; MLL3/4 complex
Molecular function (GO): transcription coactivator activity; histone binding; histone H3K4 methyltransferase activity
Source: RefSeq, a predicted model, not a curated record
AGCAAAAGCACAGCCAUCGGAGCAAAGUGAUUAUUUCCCCGUGAAAUCGCGUCGAGGUCCGCACAAAAUUCGCGAAACUCGCCCCAAACUGGCCGCGAUAUGUAGUGGAAGUGGCGUUCCCGUGUAGCGCCGGUGCCCAGCUCGCGAUUGCGGAUAUUUGUGACGCGCGGGCGGUCCGAUCGUGGCCGGAAAAGUGAAUUUUAGGACGGGCCCAGCUCGGGAGUGAAAAAAUCCGAAAAUCAACAAUGGCGGCCAGCAGCAACUUCUUGGUUUUGUUCUUCUUGGUGGCGGCAACGACGACGACGACGAAUUCGGCGUUUGUGGUGCUCUUCCAAGGGGGCCCUUGGCUAGCUGGCCUCGGUGGCAGAAGCAGUGUGGCCGUUGGCGGUGGCGGAACCACUUCCGGCGCUUGAAACAAGCGGGUUUUGUGUGUGAGUGUGGAAAACGGACCAGUCAGCUUCCGGCCGCGGAAGUUGCGUGAAGAGAAAAACUUGAAAGUGAAACUAAUUUUAAGCGAAAAAGUUGUGUUUUAUUUACAUUUCGUGUGUGGGUUCUGUUUCGUUACGCAAAAAGUGAGGGAGGGAAAGUUUGAAAAACUUUGAAGCAAAGGAGAAAACAAAUCGCGUAUGGAUCCGGAACAAAUCAUACUGGAUGAAGAUUUUGACGACGGGUCCACCGACGGAGGCUACGGCGAGUACGAUUAUUUGCAGCAGGACAAGGACGCACUUCCGGUGACGCCGUUAGAUGAGAUUCUAGACCCUAGCACAACCCCCAACUCCUGCCGGCAGUCUUCACCGAUCGAAGAACUGCCGCUGGAGCUGUCACCACUGCAGCAGGUCACCCCACGGCAGACAGUCGCACCAACGGUACGACCCGUGACCAUCCUCCCGCUGGUGGUGGGACAGCAUCGGUUUGGCAUCGGCAGCGGAAAACCUUCGGCCGCGGCACUCCGACGUGGCCCGGGCAGACCCAAGAAGGACUUUCUACCGUCGGUGCUGCUGAAGAUGGCGUCGACCAACCCGAGUUCAUCACCAAGUGCCGCCGCGGGUGGCCCCGCCGGACCGACGCUCAAGUUCAGCGGCGGUGUCCUCACCGGCAGUGGCCAGACCGUGGUCUCGGACGCGAAACUCAUGAAAAGAUUUAAGCAAACUAAUGUUGUUCGUGGUAGUAUUCCUAAAAGGAAAUCGGACAGUCUGGGCGAAUCGUUGGCCCUGGUGCUUCCCUCACCGGACGAAUCCAUCGGCGGCGGUCCGAGUACGGCCAGCAGUUCCGUCGCGACGACCCCGACGACGGCCGAAAUGAUGGAAACCGACCCGGCCCUGUUGAUGCCCGCGCCGGAAGAAUCUCCCUACUUUCCGGAAAAGUACCCCGGCAAAGUGUGCGCCCUGUGCGCGCUCGGCGAACGCAGCCAGCUCGGUCAGGGCGAAAUGCUACGGAUCGAGGUGAAGGACAGUGUCGAGGCGACGGUGGCGGCCGCGCUGUCGUCCCAGGAAGAUGGCAAGGGCUCGUCCGGGAGCAGUCCCAGCUCGGGCGACAAAAGUCCCAAAACGGGUGGCAUUACGCUUGGGAUACCGCCGCUGUUGAGCAGCAACAAGCGGCAGAAAGGAUUGAACAAGUGCAAAAACCCAGUCAUCACCGCCGAGUACGUGGACGAGCUGGAGAAGAUCGGCCACACCGAGCCGGUGGAGUUCGCCUCGAUCAAGGACGGCGGAUACUUUUACAUUCACCGGUCGUGUGCCAGCUGGUCGUUUGGCGUGGGCCGGGACGCGGCCACGGGGACGCUCAGCAACCUGGAGGUGGUCGUGGCGCAGGCGCUGAGCAAAAAGUGCUACUUUUGCUCGCGCUACGGGGCUAGCUUGGUGUGCAAGAUGUCCUGCCCCAAGUCGUUCCACUAUCCGUGCAUUGCCGCGGCCGGUGGCUUCCAGGUGAUCCAGUCGUACAACUGCUUCUGCAAGGAGCACCUCGGACAAGUGCCUUUAGUGUGUACGGACGACAUCAACUGCCGGCAGUGUUCGGCGCUCGGGGACGUCGGCAACCUGAUGAUGUGUUCGAUCUGCGGUGACCACUACCACGGAACGUGCGUCGGGUUGGCCCAGCUGCCGGGCGUUCGCUCGGGGUGGCAGUGCGGGUCGUGUAAAAAGUGCCAGAUUUGCCGGGUGCCGGACUCGAGCGAAGGUCGCACUGUUGGGUGCGAGCAGUGCGAUAAGAUCUACCACGCGAGUUGUUUGAGGCCGAUCAUGACGUCGAUUCCGAAGUACGGCUGGAAGUGCCGGUGCUGUCGGAUUUGUUCGGAUUGUGGGUCGCGAACGCCGGGAGCUGGCGCCUCGUCUAGGUGGCACGCGCAUUUUUCUGUCUGUGACUCCUGCUACCAGCAGCGGAACAAGGGCUUCUCGUGUCCGAUUUGUCAUCGAGCUUACCGGGCGGCGGCCCACCGGGAGAUGGUCAAGUGCAGUGGGUGUAACAAGUUUGUGCACAGUACGUGUGACGCGGAGGCGGAUUUGAGUGUUUAUCACGCGAAGAAAGAGACGAAUCCGGACUAUGAGUAUUUGUGUAGUCCGUGCAAGACGGCGAUUCACAGUGGUCGGAUGGCGGCGAUGCGCCGGAAUAGUAGCGUUGACGACGAUAGUAUGUCUGCGUCGCAGGAAAGUUUGAACGACGAAUCGAUGGACGUUGAUGUGGAACCGCGGGAGCGAAUCAUGUCCGGAGAUAUUGGAUUGGGCAAGGGAAAACCAUACGUGGCGAGUAAGAUAGCCAAGAAGAGACUCGGUCUGUCGUUGAGUGGGACCAACAGACCCAAAGGUACGGGUAAAGGAUUUCAGAAAAAGUCGCGACUUGCGGAUUUCAGCAGGAAGCGUGGACCAAAGGCGAAGAUGCGAGGGAUCUUCGGAGUUCCGGGGUUGGGCCUGCAAAGACCAACGGCUGAUUCUUCUUCGUCGAAGGCUUCCGAAGAGGAACCGGGUGGCGAUAACCGGCUCGUGCUCUGCUCCGCCAAAGACAAGUUUGUGUUGACGCAGGACAUUUGUGUGAUGUGUGGAGCUAUCGGGACCGACCAGGAGGGUUGUCUGAUAGCGUGCACCCAGUGUGGCCAGUGUUACCACCCUUACUGUACGAACGUGAAAGUGACCAAAGUGAUACUGCAAAAGGGCUGGCGUUGUUUGGACUGUACAAUCUGUGAGGGCUGCGGCCAGCGUAACGACGAAGGUCGGUUGAUACUGUGCGACGAUUGUGACAUCUCGUACCACACGUACUGCAUGGACCCACCGCUGGAGCAGGUUCCGCAGGGCAACUGGAAGUGCAAGUGGUGUGCCAUCUGUUUAAAGUGUGGCACAAACGACCCAGGUUACAACUGUGCCUGGCUCAACAACUACUCCGAGUGUGGUCCGUGUGCUAGUCAGGUGAGCUGUCCGUGCUGUGGCGAAGGCUACGCCGACGGCGAGUUGAUCAUCCAGUGCAAUCAGUGCGAACGAUGGCUUCACUGCGGUUGCGAUCAAAUCAAAUCGGAAAACGAAGCGGAACGCUGCGCCGAAGAUGGGUACAACUGUCUCCUGUGCCGACCGCACGAUCAACCACCCCCUCACCUAGUGCCGAAAAAGAAACUAACCCAAACACCAAUUUCCACGCCAAAGUCCACCCCCAAACCGGAGGAAAAAAUCAUUCCACUCGCGCUGGAAGGCAAUCACUACGUGGACGGAGUUUGCCUCAGCGAGCACGGCCUGCACCAGAUCAAAUCGCUGCAGGCCGAGUUUGGCAAGCGCGGCAAGCGGAAACCCAAGCUGCAACUACAACCACCCCCACCGUUGGACAAGGACGACGGAAUUCUGGCCGCGAUCGAAUCGGUCGUGGCCGGGAGCAGCCUGGACAACUCGUUUGACGACGUCAAGCUGGAGCCGCUGGACCCGCGCGAGGAAGCGGAAAUCUACAAGGACGGCAUGGUGUGGAACGAUCCGGUUCCGCCGGAAGGGUUCGCACUGGUCACGAACGAGCAGGGAGUGGUUGUGUUGCGCAAGAAACGGCAGCGCAAUCUGCAGAAGCUUGGCAUCGGUGGGUUCUUUGUGCGGAAUCGUGCCGUGCGGACCAAGGACGGAAAGGAGGAGGACGAGAUUGCGGACGGAGUUGUGCCGCAAAUCAGCGAGGAGUCUGCGAGCUCGGAGGUUAAGCCGAAGAAGAAGCCAAUUCGAAGAAAGCAGAAGAAUAAGCUGAUUGAGAUCUAUCCGACGAUUCUGCAGGAUGCGUUUUUCGGCAGGCCACUGCUGAACUCGAGCGCGCCAACAAAGUUCGAGACGCAGGAAAGCGACGACGACGCGAAGAGUGACGUUUCGGAUGAUAAGACGAUCAAGCUUACAGCCGAUGAGCUGAAGUACGUCGAGGAGAUGCGAAUUAAGCAGGAGGAGAAACAGGCACAGGAACAGAAAGCCCUGCAGCAGAGUAUGGAGCAGGAGCAAGCUGCGGCGGCCAAGUCGGCACAACCUGCGACGGCGACAACGCAGCAAACUGCUGAUGAAGCGAUAAAAGCCGAAGAAGACGACAACAGUGAUACGGAAGCGUUGAAAGAUGUGCUUGGUCUACCGAACGAUUUAAUCGAGGAGGACUUUGUCAAUCGAAUCAUGAACGAUGACGAGGAGCUCACGAAGACGUCGGCGGCGUUUGACGAACUGACCGCGGACGGUGAACUCGGUGAUGGCCUCGUCAAGGCGACCAAGAACGAGCUGGAUAUUUUGAGUCCGGACUUUAACUUGGACAACCUCGGCAACAUGGACAGCAAAGAAGUCGAGGAGAUAUUCAAGAACGUCAUGACUGACGAGUCGCAAGAAUCUCAAGAGUCAAUGUUUGCAAACUCGAUGACGCCGUACACGUCCAACACUUCGACUCCGUCGCACAGCAUUGACGUGACCAAGAAGGCACUGCCUCAGCGUUACCUCAACACGAUGGCAAUGCAGCAACACUCGCCACAGAUUCAACAGCCUCAGCAACAACCUCCAACACCAACAAGCGGUCCUCCCUCCAUGAUGGGCGACCCGUCGAUGCAGCAGCAGGUCAACCUGGGUAUGCAAUCCCCACAGACACCUCAACAACAGCAGAUGAUGAACCCCAUGGGCAUGCCUUCGCCCCACAUCCACCAAUCCCCCCAACACCAACCGAUGGGCGGACCUGGACCAACGAUGAUGAUUCAGUCGCCGCUCCAGCAGCAACCGACCACGCCCGGUACACCGAUCCAUACGAUGCAAACGACACCAACGACCCCUCAACCGCAGCAUAUGCAGAUGAUGCCGACGCCACCCCAGCAACAGCAAAUGCAACCAAACAUGGGCAUGCUUCAGCAACCGCUGCAGCAACAACAACAGAUGGUUAUGAACCAGCAGCAACAGCAGCUCAACAGAGGGUAUUACUCUAAUAACUUCCUCCCACAAAGGAACCAGUUCCAGCAACUGGCCGAUCCGAUGCAGCAGCAGCAAUCGCUACCUCCGCAUCAACAGCCCCAGCAGCAGCAGAUCGUCACCCAGCAAAUCAUUCCAGGGGUACUUCCCCACCAACAACUCCAGCAGCAACAACAACCUCCACUUCAACCGGGAACGAUGCCCGGCCAAAUCCCGCAAUCGCCCGUGCAAGGCCAGUGGGUUCCCGGUCCCGCUGGUGGUGGCCCAAUGGGUCCGAUGGGUCAAUCGCCUCAACAGCAGCAACUUCCACUUGGUGGCGGGCCCGUUAUGGGAAUGGGUCCUGCCCCUGCGGGUCAGGUGAUCGUUGGGACGAGUGGUGGUACCGCCGUCGGCGGUGGCAGCGCGGGCCCCGGUGACAUUUCCGGACCCAUCGACGACAGCAUGGGACCGAUGGCGGGAGCGUCCGCGGCGCAGAAAAUGUCCGAGCGAAUGCGGCUCGAUGAACCCCUCAACGAGUUGGCGACGAUUUCGUCCGUGCUUUACUGCAACACCCAGCAUCCGGAGCUCAAACUGGAGUUCCCGAACUGGGCCGACCGGUGCAAGCAGAUCUUCAAGCGGUGGCGACUGCUCUCGACCGAGCAGAAGCAACCCUAUCUGCAGCAGGCGCGCGAUAAUCGGUCCGCCAUCCGGAUGAAGAAGUCCCAACAGGUACCGCCGCAAAUGUCACCCAAAGACGGCAAUAGUAAUAGCAAUUCAGGUCAAGUGAAUGUUGUCCCAUCACCUUCCUCAUCAUCUUCAUCACAACCACCACAACCAUCAUCCGUCGCCGUCGUUUCGCAACAGCAGCAGCAGCAACUUCAGCAGCUUCAACAGACGGAUCCCAACUCGGUCCUGCUCGGCGUAGCAGCGCCAGGUGUUGGCGGUGGGGACCAGUUGAUGACCAAUCCCCUGCAGCAGCAGCAGCAGCACCUUCAGAUGCAACUUCAGCAGCAAGUUCUGAAACCUCAGCAGCCCCAGCAGCAACAGCAGCAGCAGCUAAUUGAGGUGCAAGGAAAUUCUUUGGACGAUGGAACUGAUAGUUUAGACGAGCUAACGUCAGCAUCUAACUCUAACGCUAUUAGUGCCCUUCUCGAUAGUAACACCACACCUUCCCCCUCUAACGAUACUAAUACCCUCGACUCACUAAUCGGUGAAGGUAGCAACAACAAGCUAAGCACUUCGGCGGUCACCACAAGCACCUCCAUUACAACUACUAGCAUGUCCACUUGUGUCACUACCUCUACUAACCCUUUGGUGCUUUCGGGCACGAUGAGCGACAACGCGACGUCGAAUGUGAUCUCACCGGCGGCGUCGUCGUCGUCGGAAUGUGGUCCAGGUGGUAGUAACAGCAAGCCGAACCUGCUGGUGGCGGCAAACAUUGCCAAUACGUUCAUCAAUCUGGCAAGCGUUAGCACGAGCGUUAGUUCGAAUGAAUCCGGUGUUACGCCCGGGGUACCGCUGCAAACGCAGCCGGGUCCGGUUGCAGGUCAACCGGUGACAACUCACGUCAUGAAGACGUUCACCAUCGGAACCAACCGGGGCAGCAUCUUCGUUCCGAACGUGAUAGCGACCAACAUUUCGCCCCACUUUACGGUGCACCACCACCAGUACGGACUGCGAAACGGGCCGGCACCGAACGUAACCGUCAAUCCCAACGGAAACUUUAAUACCAAUUCUAGCGCCGUUAUCAGACCAGGUUUUGCGCACAUACGACCGUUUCUGCCGCAGAACGCCAACAUUAACUUUAACAUUAUCGGCAACCAGUCGGCCAUUCAAUCGCCCAUUUUGGCAGCGUCACUGCAAACGAUCAAUAAAAUCGCCCAACAGCAGCAGCAGCACGUGCCGCACCCGCUAAUGCCUCAUCACCACGCGCGCGGUGCCGCUGUAAACAAAAUCAUAAACGUUUGUCCGACGGAUGGGUCGCAAAAGAUCCUUCUAGCAACCACGAGCCCCGUGGUCCAGCAGCAUCAACCUCCGGGCACUCCGAGCCCAAGCUACAGCCCGCAGCGAUCCCAAACGCCCAACCUAAUGACCGCGAGCAACAACCCCGCCGAUCAGCAGAUCCGCGUGCUAACGCCGUCCGAGAUUAUGCGAACGCUUCCCUCGCUGGACGCGGCCUCGUACGAGAACGCUAACCAACACAACGAACCAGGCGAUAGCACUGGUAGUGGUGCGACGACACUCGAGCACACCGGAAACGCCGAGACACCACCGAGUUGUCCCUCCUCCACUAAUACACCUACCAUUAGUACCGCUACUACCAACUCCGACACCACAACCACCACCACCACCAACACAUGUUUGCCACUAGGUGCUAGUGCGAGUGCAACCUCCACCGCAACCAUUAGUUGUUCUUCUUCUUCUGCUACCACUACUACUGUUACUACUACUGUUGUUACUACUACCACUUCUACUACCGCACCAGAAACGGAUCAGGACAAGAUAAACGCUCAGCAAAAGAGUAUGCGAGAAGCGGAACAGGAACGGCAGUGGAAGCAGCUGCAGCAGCAGCGGGCUCGCGAGCAGCAAACCCAGCAGCACCUGAUGAUGCCAGAUCAGCGGAUGCAAGAUCCCUCGAACCCGUCGCUCCAGCUGCAGGUAUCGACGGACGGCUCGCCGAUGGGCCCAACCGCGAGUCCAUCGCCAACGCGAACCCAGUUCGUGUCACCGGUCAGCAAGAACCGUAUGGUGCCGCUCGGCGGCCAGAACCCGCCGUCCAGUCCCGUGCCGAACUUUCAACAUCCGGCAGCGAUGGGCGGUGGUGGUCGCCCCGGUUUGCAGAUCCCACUGCAGCAGCAGCAACAACAACAACAGCAGCGUCCACUACCGGGCCAGCAGCAACGCCCCAAUCAAAGUCCCUUUUCACCUCAGUCUCAACCGCCGCAGUCGCCGCACGAAAUGUUGCCUGGCUCGCCGGCUAGUCAAGGCGGGUUGGAUCCGUUCGCGAGGCCACCUUCGGAGGGAAUGUCCGACCAAAACUACAUUCACCACUCGCCGCAGACGCCACGCUCGGUAGGACAUCAGAGUCCCAUUCAAACGCCGAACCGGAGUCCUGCUUACUCGGGACAGCCGAUGCCGAAUCCGCAGACGGCGAUGCGAAUCAACCUGGAUGCGGGGUACGCUCAGGCUCCUGGGACACCACGGCCACAGUUUUCGAAUCAAGUUCGGCCAACGGUGUACGCCCGACCUGGAGAUCUGUUUGGACCCGUCCAAACCUCACCGUUUACAUCUCCUCGCUCGGACGGUUUCAAUCAACCGCAGCCGCAAGAGGGUAAUCGGCAGCUCAGGGAUCUACUCCAGCGUCAGCAGGUUCCCGCGUCGGGACCAGGCGUCGUUAUGGGUCAACAGCAGCAACAACAACCAACCCAACAAUCACCUCAGCCAAUGCAACCGCAAUCUCCGUACGGCGAUGAUCAACAACAGCAGGGCAUGGUUCAGCUAGGUGGACCGCCUAUGCAAACUCAGCAAACGCUUCAGCAACCAAAUCAACAGAUGAUGCAGAUGACGGCACCUACCGCCGACAACGGAACCUUCCGGCAACCAUUACCACCGAACAUGAUGAACAGGCCACGACUUCAAAUGCCCGGUGGCGUCGGAGGCAUUCGUGCCCAAGGUGGUCCCGGUGUAAUUCCAGGUGGACCGCGUCUCCAGAUUGUACGAACCGGUGGCCAGAUGGUCAUCACCCAGCAGAACAUCCUCCAACAGCAGCAGCUGAUGCGUCAAAGGAUGCAGCUCCCGGUCGGCGUCAAUCGCCCAGACGGACCCUUCAUGUCACCUCAAGGACCGCAGCAGAUGAUGCAGCAACAGCCCCAACUCGGUCAACAAAGUGUAUCCCAAACGGAUCAACAGAACAUUGCCUUGCUCGCGCAGCGACUUGCCGGCGAGGGCGAAGCUCACAUUCCAGCCUCAACUGCGCCAGCCCCGAUUGCAAGUGGACCAAUCGCUCAACCACAACAGGCUGCCGCAGUCCAGGCCCAACCCGGCCAACAACCAGCUCCAGACGGAUCUUCAGAAAUCCCGGACAGCGUGUCGGCCGAGCUGGAAAAGCUCGAACAGGAAGACAACGCCGGCAUCGGGGAGGUCGAGGGAGUCGGAGACAUCUUCGGUGGACUCGCCGACGACGACGAUGAACUGCUGGACUCGCUGACGGCGGAAAUGGGCGCCGACUUCAACAUUCUCGAGUACGCCGACCCCGAGUUGGACACUACCGACGGCGAGAAGUCAAACCUGCUGGAUAGCUUGGAACUGGACGAACCGGAAGGGGAAAAGGCCGAGGACAAGGCGAAAGCUGGACCCUCCGGUGAGGUGAAAACCGAGAUGAUGGACACCGGCGAAAAGGUUGAAGAACAGAAAGCUGUGCCAAUGGGCGCACCUCAGGAGAUGGCGCAACCGCAAGCUCCACAACUCGCCGGACCGAUGAUGCAAGGCCAAAUGCCACUCAUGCAACAGCAGCAGCAGCAGCAAAUGCAAAUGCAACCCAUGCAGCAACAGCAGCAAGUGCCGCAAGGACUUAAUCCGCAGCAGGCUUCUCAGCUACAGCAGCUCAUCGGGGUUGGUCCCGGCCAACAGAUGCAGCAACAGCAACAACAACCAAUGCAAGGACCUCCUCAGCAGUUGCAGCAACAGCUGCUCGCUGGCCAGAUGAAGACGGUGCGGCCGAAUAUGCUGACGGCGGCUCACUUGCAGCAGAUUCAACAACAGAUGCAGCAACAGGUACAACAAGCGGCCGCGAUGGGUAAGCCAAUGGCUGUCGGAACGCAACUUCUCUCCAAGGAAGGUGCCGUCGGAGUUGUUACCGCGAACAAUAACGUAUCCGUGACCGUGAGGACUGGUUUGGUGAAUCCAUCCAGAAUCCAGCAACUCAAGAUGGGCGGCCACCCUGGUGCAAUGGUUCAACAGAAUAUGAUGCCAGGUCAGCAACAACAACAACAGCAACGGAUCGUUCAGCAGAUCCAAGGAAAUCGAAUCAUUCAAACCGUUGCCAACCCAAACCAACCGGGAGGUCCUGUUCCAGGACAGCAACAACAGCAGCAGCAGCUGGUUGGAGUUGGCGGACAAUCCGUACUUCACCAACAGCUUCAGCAACCUCCCGCUGUCCCUCAACCGGGAGCGGUACCGGUGCCCGGACAACAACAGCCUCCUCCGCCGCCCUAUCCGGAACCGCCACCACCAUAUCCGGGUAGUCAGCCUGGUGCGCUGGGACCACCACAGCAACAACAGCAACCCAACCAGCAUUAUCAAGUAACGCCUCCACCAAUACCGCCACUGCCGCCGCCGCCGCCGCAAACGCAAACCCAGCCUCUACCAACACCACAACCACCACCCCCGCCACUAGCACCACCGCAAUCUCUCGUUUCCCCACUUCCCCCGUUGUCUUCGGCCCUGAUGAGUUCCGCCGCGUCCGCUCCGUAUCUCGAACACCACCGGAGUCCGCAUCACCACCAUCGACGUCCACUGGACUUACAGCCCGGAUUUCUAUAUCCGGGAAGUUCCGCCCGGGAUGCGGCCAGUUCUAGCGCGAGACGGUCGCUGUUGCUUAAGGAGCAAAGACUGCUGCUGGAAGACUUGCUGGAGCAGGAAAAGCGCGAGCAGGCCGGCCAGCUCGCGGUCAACGAGGCGGCAAACGCCGGCUUGCCCCCGAACAUGCUAAGCCAACAGGACUUUGAAAACUUGCUGGCGAAUCAGCAGCAGCAGCAACAACAGCAACAAGGUAUGCGCGUGAUUCAGCAAAAUCUACUCCCAGGUCAGGUCCCCGGACAGCCCGGCCAGAUGCAGAUGCAACCGCAGCAGUUACCUCCGAUGCAGCAACAACAGCCUCAACAACCUGGUCAGUUGCAGUCUCCGAUGGGUGGUCAGUAUAUCAUGCAGCAGCAGCGCAUCAACCCGCAGUGGCGUCCCCAAACGCCGAUUCCUCCGGGUGGAGCCGUUGCAAAUUUGAUCAAUCCGCUGAACAAGGCGGCGGUCGGACCAAGUCAGCAGAUCGCGCCACCACCGGCAGAGGUUACCGCGAGGCCCAUUGCAGUGUACCAGGCGAACCUGCAGCCCGCGCCUCCGGUUCCGCCGGAGAACAUUACCAACGAGCAGGAGCAACAGAUUCAGUUGAACUACGAGAACUGGAUGAACCAACAGAAGAUCUCGUUGGAGAAUCAGCUGAAGCACUACGAAACGGAGAUCGGCAAGUUGCGGAAGGUCAAGAAGCAGUUGAAUACCAAGCAGCGCCAGUUGAAGAAGGCUGGAAACGAGCUUUCCGAGCCGGAUAUGAAGGAGUUGACGCAGAUUACGGCGGACCAUGCCGUUGUGCAGAAGCAGUUGGAUAACGCGAGAAAGCAACAACGCCAGCACACGGUCCUGAUCGGAGAGUACAAGACGAAGCAGAAGGCUAAAAUGCAAGCCGCUGGUGGUUCUCCCGCGGCCCAGAUCGCUCCUCCUUCUCCGUUGAUGUCUCCAUCGCCGAGUUCACAGCAGAACAUGAUCCACCAACCAAUGGCGCAAUCUCCGUUGAACAAUCCGAUGCUGCAGCAACCGAGUCAGAGUCCAUUGCACUCGCCUGGUCCGCUCAUGUCGCAGAGUCCGGGACCUGCGUCGGUAAACUCGGUGAUGCAGAGCCCCGGCGGAAACCACACCAACUCGAACAGUGCCAUGUCGCCGUACAAUACGAUGCAGCAAUCGCCGCGGAUUGGAACUCCGCACUCGCAGGCUGCUGAUGAGAAUCCGUUCAGUCCAGGACCGUCGCCUUCUCCGUCCCUACCGGGACGGUUGACUUCCCCUGCUCCGCGUAUGACAUCCCCACAACAUCGAAUGUCCGGACAACCGAUGCCUCCGGGACGAAUGGUAACCAGCCCGGGUGGACAGUACGUCCAGCAGAACAUUAUCGUGCAGCAGAACCAGAUGAUGGGUCAACAACAACAGGCUCAACUGCAGCAGCAGAACCGCUUCGUACGACCUCAGAUCAUCCCCAACGAUCCGAACGUGAGGAUGCGCGUCGCAAACUCGCUCCAGCAACAGCAAAUGAUGCAGCAGAAUGCCAACAUUCGCCAGAUGCAACCCGGCGGGUACAACUCACCCAUUGGAAGUCCCCAACCGAUGGUAUCUCCCGGGACUCCCCAGCAGCAGCAGCAACAACAGCAAAACAUUCAACUGAUGCAGCAGCAGCAGCGCAUGAUCAUGAUCCAGAACCAGCAACAGCAGAUGAACCAAAUGCAACAACAACAGCAGCAGCAAAUGAAUCAAAUGCAGCAGCAACAACAACAAAAUCAACAACAGCUGUCCCAAAUGCAACAACCCAACCAACAACAGAUGAACUUUGCCAAGCAAAGUCCAGUUCACCAACCUCCGUCGCCCCUCCUAAGCCAAGGUGGCCCCAGCACUCCAUCGCCUUCGCCAAUGCCACCGAGUCCAAUGUACUACUAUCAACAAUCUCAACAACAACAGCAACAACAACAACAAAUGCAAAAUCAACAACAACAGAUGAUACGUCGUCCACCGAGUGCCGGCUCGCAAGGUCCCGUCCCGAACCAGUACGUCCAGCAGCAACAGCAGCAGCAGCAGCAGCAGCAACAAUAUCAACAGGACAACUCGUUCAACGGAGGACCAAACAACCAACAACCUAGUGGAGGUGGUGGCGGUGGAGGCGGCAUCAACAACCCCUCAAACCCAAUCCCAAUCAUGCCGGGCUUCGGCAAGUACGGCUACAUCAAGCUGGGUCUUCGCGGAGGAUCUCCAAUGUGGGGAAAUGCACGAAUCACCAAGGGACCGCCCCAGCAGCAGCAACAGCAACAGCAACAACAACCUCAAGCAGGUCCGUCCCAGCAGCAGUCGGAAGCGGCCAAGAAGGCGGCCAUGAUGCGCAGCAGGAUCACGAUCGUGCAGAAGGCCGCGGCAAGCCAGGCAACGCCGAUUGAAGAGGUGAUUGCCGUCGAUAGCAGUCCGGACGAGAAGCAGCAGCGCAUGCUGGACUAUGAUGACGAGGUGGACAAGCGACUCGUUACGACGGAGGUUUCGCUGAGUUCGGUGGCGCAGGGUGCCGAGGGGGACGACAUUAUGGAGUCGUUUGCCCACACGGGGUACGAGAUGAGGGCGAGUCCGCUGGGGGCGCAGAUCGUGAGCAGUGACUACGAGCUGUUUGCGCAGGACGUGGUGGUUGAUUGUGUGGACAACGGGAAGGAGGGUGAGAAGGAGGUCGCUAAGAAAACGACGAAGGACGGGGAGAAGGGGACCAACGAGCGGAACAUUGCUACUACGGAGGACUUUGAGGCGAUGAUCGAUAGUCGGCCGAAGGACGCUGAUGGGAAACCUGAAGAAGACUUCAUCGGAGAUGAGCAGGCAAAGACCGGCAUGAAGACUCCUACGAAGGACACGACCGUGAUCUCCGUUGGGCUUCAGCAGAGUCCGAAACCGAUAACCUAUCCGGGACGGAUCGCCAUCCAGCAAACGCUACUCCAGAAUCGUCCUCCGAUCGUGUCUGCCGUGCACAAGAAGCUCGUGAAGGACGCCACGGAAACGACGGCCAAGUUGUCCAUCGGAAAUACUACCAUUUCGGUGCCCAUCCUGAAGAGCUUCCCGAUGUCAGCUACCCCACCAAAAGAAGGCGGUCAAAGUCAGCAAAAGCAGCAAAUGUCGAACCAAGCCAAGAAGGUGAUGAACUCCACCGCCAUCUCGCUGAGUAGCAUCACCAAGAACCCGUCCGGAACGGUCAUCUCCGUAGCCGGCCAGAAGAUCAACACGACCAGCAUCGUAACGCUUUCCUCGUUGAAUCUCAACCAGUCAACUCUCAUCACGAAAACGUUCGCCAGAACGAGCGUCAACAACCCGCACCCAUCGACCUCUGUUGCUUCGCAGAUUAAAAUCCAACCAGUUCAAAGCAUCAACCCAGGUCAAUCGAGUCAGAUGGAGAUCAUCAAGUCGGCGAAGCCAAAAGCCCCCUCGCCAAGUCUCGGCUACGCCAAACUAUCCUCCCUAACGGUCACCCAGGACACCUCCCUGCCCACCAAGAUCUUCGAGGACGAUUCCGUAUCGCCGGACAGUUCGAUCGGCCAGGAAGACGCCGACCAGCUGGACAAGGUCGACUCGGCAGCGCUGGACGACGCAACGCGUGGAAUUGACGGAACGACGGAGGGCGAAACUCCGACAGUGAUCGCCACAGCUCAUGAGGGCUCCAACGAUUCGCACUCGAGCGAGCUUAAGAAGCAGGGUGUCAUCCCGGUGCACGUGAUUUCCAAGUCGCGUGAGAACUCCAAGAGUCCGAUUCUGGGUCCUGCCGGACAGCGAGUUAUCUCUUCGGUGCCGCAGCUUUCGCCGCUGUCUCAGCCCAACGAGCUGACCAUGAACGCGAUGAACGUGUCCCAGCAGGUCCGAUCGAUCAUGUCGUCUGUGAAUCCGGCCACGUCUGGAACAAACAUCAUCCAGGUUGGCACCAGCAAGCAGGAGUUGACGCCGACUUCGUCGGUCAGUACAAUAUCAACGAUCUCGUUCGACACAGUCAUCCCGGGGAAGGGAGACAACAUGAGCAAACCGGAAACGAUCGCCAGCAUAUUGAAGACCGUUUCGGGGAAGACGAUUCUGCCGGCGGCAGCCGUUGCUAACGCUUCCAACAAACCUGAGGUGGGUCAGCAACAGGGAACGAUGGCAGGCGGACCGACGAAACUACUCAACCAGCAGCUGCAGAUUGGUCGAAUAUCGCCGGCCGUUUCUUCCGCCGGGAAUAACAUCCUCGUGGUGAAGCAGGUGCGAGCUCCGCUGCAGAAGCAGCUGAGCCAGAGUCAAGUUCAGAAGCAGCAGCUGGUAGUGUUAGCGGCUCAACAACAACAGCAGCAACAACAACAAUUGCAGCAGCAGCAGCAACAACAACAGCAACACAUAGUUCAACAGGGUGGAGUAAUAAUCCAAGGUCAAACACGGAUUCAACCGGCGGAGAUUCCUAAAAGUAGCGUGGACAAUAGCAGCACAAGUAGCAUUGCCAGUAUUUUGAGUAGCACGUUGCAGCAGCCGCAAACGCGGAUCGUGAACUUCAGCGAGGUUUCCACGAUCACGAGUCAACCUCCACCCGGACUGAUAAUGACUUCGCGUCCCGGGGUUAUUUCAUCCGCAACUUCUUCAACCACCACGACUAGCAUCCUAAGCGCAACGCUGUCCCAGCCCAUGAAGUCGUCGAGCACGACGUCGGCAUCGAUGUCUACUCUGCUGCAGAAUCAACUGCAAGGACCGGCUGCGUCGUUCCGACGAUCCAAAUCGACCGACGAAGCCCCGGCAGGUUUUCCUCGGGAGACCCCAGCUCAGGUCAUCAGCAAGCGACUCAGCUUGGAGGCAUCGAACCCAGUCAAGACGGAACCAGUCGACAACAACGAUGAUAGCAACGUAUCGUCCACUGUGAGUUCAACGACCGGCGGGCAGGGCUGCAAGUUUUCGACCAUCUCCUCCAACGUCAAAACCGAAUCCGACAGUCAGAACGUUCUGUUGAAGCAGCUGCUUCAAAAUACCGGCACUGGAGGUACGACAUCGUCUCCAACGCCACCUCCGAUGGCUCGACCUCCGACAAAUCAACGAGCCCCCAGCUUAGGCGUUGUCAGCUCCCUGGAAGCCCAACUCGCCCGUCCAGUGAUCCCACCUUCAGCGAACCCACCCGCGAUGCAGAUCAUCAGCACGCAAUCGGCGCCAACGGUCGUAACGACCGCCCCACCCGUCAUAACGGAACCACAACAACCCCCGCAAAAGGCACCCACCCCCAAGCUCAUCUCGCGCGAAACAUCCUUCGUGUCGAAACCGGCCGUGUCCAUUUCGGCCAGCCAUCCGACGCCGAAUCUCGCUGCAAACAUGCUCGCGGCCAGUAUCAAGAAGGAAGCUGCUAUCGCUUCUGCUGCGGCGGCCGCUGCCGGAACCACCGUCCAACCCAUCACCGUGCAGAGUACGCUCAAGACCGAGUCGGGUCCGAUGACGGUGACGCAGAUCACCACGCAUCCGGUGCAGCAGUUACCACCUCAGCAGCAACAGCAGCAACAACAACCCCAGCAGCAACAGUUUCAACCGUUUUCGGAACAGCCGAACGUUGCCUUCGUGAAGAGGGAAAUGGCACCGAUGUCUCUGAUGCAAAUGCAUCAACAGCAGCAACAACAGUCAGUGGGACCAAAACCGCUUGAGUUCCACCAGUAUCAACAGCAUCAGCAGCUGCCCAAACCUGGCACUCCGGUUGAGAUCAAGAAGGAACUGCCGGAAGAGCAACAUCAGCAGAUGCCGAUGGCGUCGAUGCCAAUGGAGCAAAUCAAGCAGGAACCUCCAACUACCCUGUCAGCUGUGCCCAAAGAAGAACCUACAACGAUUCAACCAAACCCGGAAGCUGCAGCCAAAACGGCGGCCGAAAUUGCGCAUGAGCUCAAGAAGAAGAAACGUCGUGAGUACCAGAAAAACCGAAGACAACAGCAGAUUCUCUCCAACAAGGAGCAACAUCAGACCAACAAGAAGAAGCCCCGCAAAUCUACCCGCCAGGAAGAAGACUACGACACGUACAUUGACAGUUUGAUGCUCCAGCUGAGGCAACUCCCGCCGAUGCAGAUCCUGGAACCCCUUCUACCGCGCAACUUUGGCGUCUGUCCGCUGUUCGGCACCGGCGAUCUGACCAAGUUCACCAACGCGAAGGACUACUCGAUCAGCUCGGGUGAUCUAACGGGGGUGUUUGGCCACGCCCAAAUCCCGAACAUUGCAGACUUCUACAACACGAAACCGUUCGGUCUGAAGGAGCCUCCACCGGAACCUCCGGCUCCGGCGUCCACCCAGCGUGGCUUCUACGAUCAGGAGUUCCCACCGAUCAAGUUCGAAACGGAGGAUCGCUAUCGGUACGACUUUGUCAAAGAUCGCGACCUGGAUUCGCCGGACACGAUCAUCAGCACGUCUAGCCCGGAGUGUGGCAUCCGGUGGGAAUCGCCGUUGCUUUUCCCGGGUCUGCGCGUCAUCAAGGAGGAAGACAGCGAGGACGAGCAAACGAUGGUGUACAAGCGGAUGUCGCCGAUCAUUCCGAUCGUGGCCCCGAUUCCGAUUCGCCUCAAGAAGGGCAUCUCGCUGUCUGCCGAUCGAGGCUUGAGCUGUUUGAUCCCCGGAAGCAACAAGGAGAACGAGGGUGCGAUUAAGGAAUCGCUAGGCGUCAAGUCACGCUUUGGACCGCCGACUCCGUUGAAGGACUCGAGCAAUGUAACGGUCACGGUGACGCUGAGUUCGACCGCGGCCGAGGACAUCAUGGGAGUGCUGAGGGAUCUGGCGAACAUUUUGGAGAUUCCGCCGCCGAUGGCAUACGAGAUCGUUGAACGUACCACGACACCACCCAGUCAGAAGCUGGGUCUGUACAGGACCAAGGGUCGGGACGGCAAGGAAGGAGCGCCGAUUGACAUCCAGACGAUUCUCAAUGGCGCAGCUAAGUUUUGUCGCCACUGCGAUGUGGUCAUUCUUAACACCUUGAUCACGGCGAAGCCAUCCGAGUUCCCUCUGUUGAGCAGCGAUGCAAGCCAGGAGUUGGAGUCGGAGGAACUCUACUUCUGCAGCAAGGCGUGCUACCGACAGUUCCAGUGGCGUCCCACGAACAUCCUCGAGGACAAGCUGGUUGGCGGGGACAAGUCCAAAUUGGAAUUCGAUCUGGACGACAAUCCAAGUUUGAAUGCCGCGGACAUCAAGCAGGAACUCAGCGAAGACGCAGACAUCAGCAUGACCAGCUUCAAGAGCUCGGAUAGUCGCGAUUCGUCGCUGAACGAUCGCAAGAAGAAGCUGGACAGCUCAACGGAGAAGGACCCGGGACCACCGCCAAAGCAGUUGAAGGGAAUCAAGUUCAAGACGUUCUCCGCAAACUGUUUCCCCGUGCAGCGGUACAAGAAGCCCACCGAGAAGGAGAUCACCGAGACGCUGUUCCGGAUGAGUAUCACCGUAACGCCGACUCCCCGAAUGCCGGACGAUACUCGGCGGUGCAUUUUCUGCCACACCGUUGGCGACGGAGUCGCGGACGGCCCCUCCAGACUCCUCAACUACGACGUAGACAAGUGGGUCCAUCUGAACUGUGCCCUCUGGUCGGACGGUGUGUACGAGACGGUCAACGGAGCGCUGAUGAACCUGGAAAACACCCUACAGCUGAGCCUCAGCUCGGUUUGCACGUUCUGCAACAACCUGGGCGCGACGAUCAAGUGCUUCAAGACGCGCUGCGCCAGCGUGUACCAUCUGAGCUGCGCCAUGAAGGACAACUGCGUGUUCUACAAGAACAAGUCGACGAUGUGCCAGACGCACGCCCCCAAAACGGAGAAGGACUCGGAGCUGACGACGCUGAGCGUGCAGCGGCGGGUGUACGUCGACCGGGACGAGAGCCGCCAGGUGGCGUCCGUGAUGCACCACUCCGAGUCGAACAAUCUGCUGCGGGUGGGAAGUUUGAUCUUCCUGAGCGUGGGUCAGCUGCUGCCGCACCAGCUGCAGAGCUUCCACACGCCGAACUACAUCUACCCGAUUGGGUACAAAAUUAUGCGCUUCUACUGGUCUAUGCGGCGCCCGAACAAGCGCUGCCGGUACGUGUGCUCCAUCGCGGACGUGUGCGGCCGGCCCGAGUUCCGGGUGCUGGUCCAGGAGGCGUCCGAAGAGGACAUUGAGCUGCGCGACAUCACACCGAAGGCCGUCUGGCAGCGGAUACUGGAUCCGAUGGCCACGCUGCGCAAAGACUGCCAGAUUGUACAGCUCUUCCCGCGGUACAUUUCCGGCGAGGAUCUGUUUGGAUUGACGGAACCGGCGGUGGUGAGGAUUCUGGAGAGUUUGCCCGGGAUUGAGACGUUGACGGACUAUCGGUUCAAGUACGGUCGCAAUCCACUGCUGGAGCUGCCACUGGCGAUAAAUCCUUCCGGUGCGGCCCGGACGGAACCAAAGUUGAAGCACACGCUGUCGUGGAAGAAGCCGCACACCCAGCGCACGGGUUCGGUCAGCCAGCGGCCAACGUUUGUUCCUACCAGUUCGCCCGCCGGCGAGGUUGCUUGCCCGUACAGCAAGCAGUUUGUACAUUCCAAGAGCUCGCAGUACAAGAAGAUGAAGCUCGAGUGGCGCAACAACGUGUUCCUGGCGCGGUCCAAGAUCCAGGGACUGGGGUUGUACGCGGCUCGUGACCUGGAGAAGCACACCAUGGUGAUCGAGUACAUCGGCGAGGUCAUCCGCGUUGAGGUGUCCGAGCUGCGCGAGAAGCAGUACGAGGCGAGGAACCGCGGUAUCUACAUGUUCCGCCUGGAUGAGGACCGGGUUGUGGACGCGACGCUGUCCGGUGGUCUCGCCCGCUACAUCAACCACUCGUGCAACCCGAACUGCGUGACCGAGAUCGUCGAGGUGGAGCGCGAGGUGCGCAUCAUCAUCUUCGCCAAGCGGCGCAUCAACCGAGGGGAGGAGCUGUCGUACGACUACAAGUUCGACAUCGAGGACGACGCGCACAAGAUUUCGUGCAUGUGCGGCGCCCCGAACUGCAAGAAGUGGAUGAACUAAGACGACGACGACGACGACGACGAAAUCUGCUUUGAGCAGACGAUACUUGAAGAUGUGUGUACUAUUAUUAUGAUCAUAUUUUGCUAGGUUGUAUUUUUGAUUUAGGUAGAAAGCUCUAAUUGUGGAAACGAUUUAUUUAGUUUUAGAGAGUUGUUACAUAUUCUUAUAAUUGCUUUUAUUUAGAAGAUAGGUUGCAAACAAUUAGGCAAACACUCAGCAAAAGAUAGUUUAUAUAUCUCACACUCACAGCUAUGAUAUGACAAGCAUUGAACACGAUUGCGAGCAAAAGCAAAACCACGAGCUAGUCUUAAGUUGAAAGUGAAAUAUCUAGUUUACAGAUGAUUCAGUAUGUGUGUUUAGUAACGGAAGCAAAGUAGUAUCAAGUAUUAGGUUUAGUUCACAAGUGUUUAUCAUGAUGAUCGGUUACCUUGUAACUGUGUUGUUUAUUCACACGCAAGAAAAUAUUAUCAAAACUUCACCCAAAUAAAGCGUGUGUCGAGUAGAAAGUCUGUGUGUUGUCUCUUUGGCGACGGCGGUGCUUGAAGCCCGUCUCACCCGAAGAGACAGCUCUGAAAUCUCGGGUAGAAAAGAUUGAACAAAAUUUAGUUGAAAACUAAGCGUAGCAAAUGCACACCGCACCGCACCGGGUAAGGUUAAGUAGAGCUGAGUAGUUAGAAAGGGAGAGAGAGUAUAUUUCCAAUUCGAAAGAAUAGUGCAUACCACACGGAUUAAAUCUGGGAUUAGGUUAACAACACACGCUGCGUUUGUUAGGAGAGCGCAAGCAGAGUAGGAAUAAUCACACAAAAGUACUUGGAACAAUAAGCUUACACAAUGGCUAGGAAGAAAACACGAUACAAAAAAAGCAAAAAAAAAAAAAUUAACAAUACCGCAAUGGAAAUAUAACACGACUAUAUAUUUUCAGACGAUUAUUUUGCAAUAUAUGAAAUAAAUAUAUAUUUUGUAUACCAAUAACGAGGGAAGAAACAAUGCUUGAAAAAAAAAAAGACCACAGUAUAAGCAAAGAGAGAAAACAAA